GAAAGAUGGACGCUGUAUUGCUGGAUCCUUCCUUGUACACAGUGAAAGCUGUUUUAAUUUUGGACAAUGAUGGAGAGCGGCUGUUUGCUAAGUACUAUGAUGAGACCUAUCCCACCGUCAAGGAGCAGAAGGCUUUUGAAAAAAACAUUUUUAAUAAAACCCAUCGGACAGACAGUGAGAUUGCUCUUCUAGAGGGGCUGACUGUAGUAUAUAAAAGCAGCAUUGACCUGUACUUCUACGUCAUUGGAAGCUCACAUGAAAAUGAGCUCAUGCUCAUGGCUGUCUUGAACUGUCUAUUUGACUCCUUAAGCCAGAUGCUCCGCAAAAAUGUUGAAAAGCGAACCCUGCUUGAGAAUAUGGAUGGACUUUUCCUGGCAGUUGAUGAGAUUAUAGAUGGAGGAGUCAUACUAGAGAGCGACCCUCAGCAAGUGGUUCACCGUGUGGCACUAAGGGGUGAUGAUGUUCCUCUGACAGAGCAAACAGUAUCACAGGUGCUGCAGUCUGCAAAAGAGCAAAUCAAGUGGUCCCUUCUCCGGUAGUUGGUGUCUGCUGACCUGCACAAGUCCAUCAUUCAUUCCAUCUUUAUGGGGCCUACUGCUGCUCUCCCUCUUUGCCCCCAAUCUCUGACCAACUGCAUUUGGCCACUACAGUAGAUCUGUUGCACUGAUUUAUUUAAUGGAAUCUUGUUGUAUUUAAGUGCAUUUGGUGGUCCCAGACCCACAGUCUUACACCUUCUUCUGAGAUUGAUUUUCCUUUUGCAAAUGUUUCAUUUAUUUUAUCCCAAAGCAAAAGCAGCAAGUUAGAAAUCUAAAUGUCCAAAUGAGAAAUACUAUGGCAAGCUGCAGGGUAGAAUCGCAGACAUUCAGAAAGCAGCGCCUGCAGCAUGGCUUAAAUCAAGCCUUCACUUUCAUUUGAUGUAUAUAAGAUUUCCCGUUCUCAGAGGGUAGGAGGGGAUUUCAUCAAGGUCAUUCAUCAGGUUUCUACUCCAUCAGAACAAUUCUUGUUUUGUUUCCUCAAACCUGUAAGUGGCAGAUAAGUGGAUCAUUUGCAUUCAUAAUGAGCAGACUCUCUUGCCUUCUGUAAGAGGGAAACCCUGUUAAAAAUUGGGUAAUAUGCACAUUCAGGUGAUCAAGUGGACCAAUGUGAUGCAUUCAAAUCAUAUUUUCUUGCUGUACUAAUACAGACUGAUAUAUUACAUUAAUAAAUGACAUACCAACAGUU
Xenopus laevis (African clawed frog) is the source of this 1221-nucleotide messenger RNA. It is a transcript of the gene copz1.L, whose product is annotated as COPI coat complex subunit zeta 1 L homeolog. Gene Ontology annotation, biological process: intra-Golgi vesicle-mediated transport; vesicle-mediated transport; retrograde vesicle-mediated transport, Golgi to endoplasmic reticulum. The record is from RefSeq and is marked provisional. NCBI's taxonomy places the organism in Eukaryota, Metazoa, Chordata, Amphibia, Anura, Pipidae. Gene Ontology annotation, cellular component: COPI vesicle coat; cytoplasm; membrane coat.